This is a messenger RNA of Myxocyprinus asiaticus (Chinese sucker), 3043 nucleotides long. RefSeq lists its product as uncharacterized. Gene Ontology annotation, molecular function: RNA polymerase II cis-regulatory region sequence-specific DNA binding. Gene Ontology annotation, cellular component: nucleus. Gene Ontology annotation, biological process: negative regulation of DNA-templated transcription; circadian regulation of gene expression. Bases 215 to 1336 code for a protein of 373 amino acids. The record is from RefSeq and is a predicted model, not a curated record. NCBI's taxonomy places the organism in Eukaryota, Metazoa, Chordata, Actinopteri, Cypriniformes, Catostomidae. The transcript is spliced from 6 exons.
UCCUCGCUGUUUAGUGACGUAAGUGAAAAAAGGAAAAGUAUACAAGUGCGAAAAUUUUCUCAGGACAAUAGUCCUUACGAACUAGAUGUCGUCGGUACAUAAUCUUAUUUAGCAAUAACGUAUAUGCAACUGCAUUUGAGAGUACUAACAGCACAUCAGGUCCUGCGAGUGUUGUUGAAACCAGUCUGUUUGUUGUGGUAUCGAACAUCAAGGAAUGCUGUCAGCGGGGAGCCCUUCCAAAUGGCAAGUGCAAGAUUCCCUCUCUUCCACACACAGCCUCUUAUACAGCGAGAGUGACCAGACAGAGGAUGAAUCUGAGGUCUUAUCGCCUGAGAGUGAGGCUUCAAGCAGAGUGCGUGAUCCAAAGUCAUGUUCCUUGGCCAGUGGGAGCAGCCAAAUUUCAGAAUCACCUCUAACAUUUGUGAACCAAAGGAGCGUUAGAGUUAAGAAUGGCCAAACAGGAAGUUUCUCAACAUCUCUUGUCUACACUGGCCAGACAUCAGCGCCAGCUCAUAGAAUUCCUACAGAGGGAGACUUCAGGUUUGCACACAAAUGUUCAGAACUGCAGCGGUAUAUCAGGCCUCUACUGGAGCUGUUGAAUGGAUUGAAAACGGGUCGAUAUGACAAAGGUUUGAAUACAUUCCAACAGAGUGUUGCCAUGGAAAGACUGCGAAAGAUUCUGGGUGUUUUACAGAAACCUGAACUUGGGGAGAAGUAUAUGGGCACUCUUUUGCAGUUGGAGAUAAUGUUAAAGGUUUGGUUUCCUCAUAUAAUAACUCCUCAUCGCAAUGCCACACCUUCACUCCACAAUCCUAUGGCCAGUAUGCCACCACGCUGGAAUCAAGACCAGUUACAUAUCCCUGUAAAGAAACGCAGAUUAAGCUGGUCCGACUCAGACUCGCAAGGUUCUCCAAGCUGUAAACGCAUUCAAGAUGAGGAUCAAGGACAGAGUCCCAGUGAUACCAACUCAUGGUUCAGUAGCUCAGAAACAACAUGUAGUGAACUUGAAGAUUAUGGUGCAAUCUGUACGAUUAAAAAAGAAAUGACAUCUGAACUUGAAGAAAACAGCAAUUUUCUUUUAAAGCACAAGACUGUGAUCCCUAGAGCUGCAACAAGGCCACCUCCACUUGUAAUACCACCCUCAGCCACAGAUGGCAGCAGCUUGGGCAUGCAGGACUGUGUGGUGUCUUCCACAACUCCUGUUUCCGACCCACCAGCAGACAUAGGGAUGGGUGGGAAAGAUGUUGUGUGUCCCAUUGCAAAUGAAUCUGUGGAAAGAGAUGGGCAAAAACGAGUGCACAGUAAAUCGUUUACCACAGAGCUGUUAAACACAUAGCAUCAGUUUCGCUUGUCCAAAGCAGACAGUUCUCCAGCCUGUUGAUAUUGGGAAUUUUUAUGCACUGAAUAAUUAAUGUCUCUUUUAUUGAUCAGACUUUCCGUUCUGCCACAUAUAUGUACAGCACAGAAUUAAUCAUAUGUACAAUAUAGCACAUGUUGAAAAAUAAGAUUUGUCUGUUAAAAAGUUUAAAAAAUGGAUUGUUCACCCCAAAAUGAAAAUGUUGUCAUUUACUCACCCUAAUGUUGUUUUAAACUUGUAUCUAUCUUUGGUGGGACACAGUAGGAGGAAUGUUAGCCUUUACAUCUUUUUCCUAUUCAUUGAAAGUGAAUGGUGACUGAAGCUGUCAUUCUACAAAACAUUUCCUUUUGUGUUCCAUCAAAGAAAGAAAGGCAUAUGGGUUAGGAACAACAUUAGGGUAAGUAAAUGAUGGCAGAAUUUUCAUUUUUAGGUGUACUGUCCAUUCAAGUCUUAAAAGGCCACAAAUGUGUCUUAAUGUUUUGUGUCGACAGUCUGAGCUGUGAAGCCAGACCAAGGAACAUGCACAACUAUCAAACACUCUACUGCACUGCCUUUCUAUGACAGAGGCUGCAACAAUAUCAAAUAUAUUAUGACCAUUCAACCAGGAUGCAAGAAAUCAGCUGAAAUAUUUUCUGGUAAAAUGUCCAGAAGCGUUACAGUGCUGUGACCACAAUAUACCUUAAUGUCCUUUGACUUGAAGUAACACAGAAUAAAUGGGAAAUACGUUAUAUAUAUAUAUAUAUAUAUAUAUAUAUAUAUAUAUAUAUAUAUACACACAUACAUAUACAGGAUGAUAUUUUUGAGGCAGUUUUAUUUAGUAGAUCAUUACUUGAAGACACGGAGUUCACUUAAGCAGCCUUAAAAUGACCCUUCAGAGAGUCGGUAGAGGAUCAUUGACUUUGGUCUGUUAUCAUAGCUCAAUGUUGUCUAUUUAUUAAGAGACUGUAAGGGUAAUCUCAGUAACAUCAAAAGUUGUGAUAAGUGGCUGUAUCUUGAAGUGUUAUUAUAUAAUACAGAGAGCAAAUGGUCAUUAUUGAAAAUGCUCUUGCCAAAAACAAUUUGCACAUUUAUAUUGUAUUGCUUCCAUGUUAUGAUGGUUAACAUUCUAGGUUUUUAUUGUAGGAAAUUGCCCAAUUGGUCCCUUUUACUCUCCCUAAGGAAACAGUCAUUCUUUUAUUUAGAAUUUGUGGCCUUUUAUGAAUUCAAGCAUUGUGACCAGUGACCAUUAAGGGCAGGUAUGUGGAGUGUCACACACUGUAAGGAAAAAAGAUGUUUUAUUUACCUAUUUGUAGAAUUCUGUUUUCAUAAUUUGAAUUCAUUCUAAAAUUAGAGUUGAGAAAGUUUCACGAAGAACCUGCACGAACGACAAGAUGUUGACUGAGACAUGUAGUGAAGUCAUUGUGCGGCUGUGCGAGUAUUGGCCUACAUAUAAGAGUACAUUGUUUGAAUCUCAUAAAUGAAAUUGUCCUAAGAGGGAAAAGUUCUUAUGAAUAUGUCUCCUUAAAUUACACUUAAGAAUGCUUCAUAUUAAGGUAGUAUUUUGCAGGAUAUAGUUUGCACUUGUGUUCGUCUUUGUUAAUCAAACCCCUUUUCACUUUCAUUGUUCUGAUUGUAUCAAAGUUGUUUUCACAGUUACUGAAAUGUUUUUCAACGUGUUCUGCUUUUUGAUAUCAUUAAAUAUUUCCA